Messenger RNA from Exophiala spinifera, 753 nucleotides. RefSeq lists its product as uncharacterized. NCBI's taxonomy places the organism in Eukaryota, Fungi, Ascomycota, Eurotiomycetes, Chaetothyriales, Herpotrichiellaceae. Gene Ontology annotation, molecular function: structural molecule activity; clathrin heavy chain binding. The transcript is spliced from 3 exons. The record is from RefSeq and is a predicted model, not a curated record. Gene Ontology annotation, biological process: intracellular protein transport; clathrin coat assembly; clathrin-dependent endocytosis. Bases 1 to 753 code for a protein of 250 amino acids. Gene Ontology annotation, cellular component: clathrin coat of coated pit; clathrin coat of trans-Golgi network vesicle; plasma membrane.
AUGGCAGACCGUUUCCCAUCCAUUGAAGAUAUUGACGCUGGCGAAACAGACGUUCGACCAGAUUCUGCAGCGCAGGGUAGCUUCCUCGAGCGAGAACGAGCCCUCCUUGGUGAAGAUGCAGACCUCUUCGCUGCCAACGACCGACCCGGCGCUCCAACUGUCGAAGACGGCGUUGAUGACCUCCUAGGCGGUGGCGACGGCGAUUUCACAUCCGCUCCAGCGCAGCCUUCAAGCGGAGCGCAGGACGACCUUGAUGCUUUUGAAAGUUCUUUUCCUGAAAUCGACACAAGAAACGAUAACGUCGGACCCGGCGGUACUAUUACUGAUUCUGCGACCCCUUUUCAAGGAGGGUACACAAAUUACACUGCCCCUGCGCAGGAGGAAGAGACGGAGCCCAUUCGCGAAUGGCGAGCAAAGAGAGAUGCAGACAUAGCUCGCCGAGAUGAAGCGUCGCAGCGAAAGAAGGAAGAAACCAUCUCAACGGCCCAGAAGGACAUUGACUCAUUUUACGAAUCAUACAACCGCAAAGUCGACAAGCAGAAGGCGCAGGUUGCAAAAGAGGCAGAGGAAUUCCUUGCUCAGCGAGAAGACACGACCGCCGGUGGCACUGCUUGGGAGCGGAUUGCCAAGUUAGUAGACCUGAGCGGAAAGGGUCAACAAGGUGGCGGAGAUGGGUCAUCCAAGAAGAGGAUGCGAGAGUUGCUUCUCAGCCUGAAAGCCGACAAGGACGCGCCAGGGGCUUCGGGCAUUUGA